AAGUCAACACUUCUUGAGUGUGUAACAGUAGUCCCUUUCUUUUCUUCUUAUAUCCUUCUUUAAUCAGCAAACAUGAAGUUCGUUGUUGCCGUAGUCAUGUUGGCUCUCGCCGUUGGUGUACACUCAUCCUUAUUGACUGCUCAGAUCGCACCGGGCGUGUCAUAUGUGACCCCGGGACUUGGUCCAUUGCACGCACCUGGUCUUGGACUUGGACUUGGUUCAUGGGGCUUACCAGCUGCCAUUAGCGCACACGGUCUUUGGGGUGGCAUUCCCGGCAUCUCUCUUAGUCAAGGACCUGGCGCUGCUAUUGCUGCUCCUAUUGCUGUUUCCCAUGCUUUGGGCACAGGUCCAGGUGUUUAUGUGGCGAAGACUCGUGGUGCCAUUCACACCGCCCCAUUGGCCGGACAUAUCAACUCGGCGACUUCUCUGAAUUUGGCACCAGCUCCAGGCACAUUGUAAGCGUUUCGGCGUCAUCGAUUCACCUCGUUGGAGAAUAAAUCGUCACAACAACGACAUAAAAUACAAUAACAACUAUUUGAUGACACCGAUGCCAAACGAGGAAUGCAACCGCACGAUGUAUUCUACUUGUAUCGAAACUCCGUUUUAAGUAAUCCGUUAUCCGUUAUCUGCCAUCUACUAUCCGCUAUCACAACCGCAACUUACACCCUGACCCGCAACCGACCUGAUGUGCAACUCAUAAUGUCUACAGCAUAUCUAUGUUUUUUAUAUUAAAUAAUAUACUAUGUACCUUGUACACACAUA
This is a messenger RNA of Anastrepha obliqua, 762 nucleotides long. RefSeq names its product adult cuticle protein 1-like. Lineage: Eukaryota; Metazoa; Arthropoda; Insecta; Diptera; Tephritidae. Bases 73 to 459 code for a protein of 128 amino acids. The record is from RefSeq and is a predicted model, not a curated record. The transcript has 2 exons.